AUGCAGCAAUGUCCAUUCGCCAAACGUGCCUUCACCAUCGAAUAUCGUAUCAGCGACCCAGGGCCAGAUUCAAAUGCUAUCCCUAAUUCCUUUCCAGCUGGCCUUAUGGAUGUCGUCGCUGGAUAUGUCUACCUAGUGGAUGUUGUCGGGUUUGAACCCGAGAAUAUCAUCGUUGUCGGGGACUCAGCGGGGGGGAACCUCGCCCUUGCUUUCGCGCGAUAUCUCGUCGACCACAUCGCGGAGCUAUCCGCGACCGUGAAGACCCUGGGACCCUUACCGCCUUCCUAUCCACUAGUACUCUUGUCGCCAUGGUGCGACCUGGGCACCUCGCACGAGAGCCCAGCGUCCUCCUUGGUGACGAACACGUACGACUUCCUUCCCGAUGUGCGAAGAGGCCUCCUGUUUGAGGUUCGCAAGGUGUACGCAGGCCUGCUUGGGAUGGAGGGUGCGAGCGUGAACCCGUACCUCUCGCCGGCAUCCACUCAUUCGGCCAUGGACGGCCCGUCGUUCAAAGGGUUUCCCCCCACAUUCAUUUCGGCGGGUGGGAUGGAGCGGUUCGUGGACCAAUGUAGGACGCUGGCGAAGAAGAUGGCGGCGGAUUUGGGGGAAGAUCGGGUGGUGUACGUCGAGGAGCCCGAUGCCUGCCACGAUGUUCUUGUGUUACCCUUCGAGCAACGCAAUGAUACCAUGAAGGCUUUAGCGCUGUGGCUCGCCUGA
Molecule: messenger RNA, 717 nt
Organism: Sparassis crispa
Lineage: Eukaryota; Fungi; Basidiomycota; Agaricomycetes; Polyporales; Sparassidaceae
Exons: 1
Coding region: 1-717 (238 amino acids)
Molecular function (GO): hydrolase activity
Source: RefSeq, a predicted model, not a curated record